Molecule: messenger RNA, 1563 nt
Organism: Psylliodes chrysocephalus
Lineage: Eukaryota; Metazoa; Arthropoda; Insecta; Coleoptera; Chrysomelidae
Source: the annotation of a GenBank genome assembly
GUGGAAAAGUGGUCAUAGUAUACACCUGUUUGUGAUAGCUCUUAAAUUUUGUUAUAAAAUUCGUGGUUUUAAAGGUAAAUCAAAUAUUUUGUGCAGUGCAUAGUUAAUAUAAGUGUUAAGUGCAUCGGUACAAGUGUUUGCAGCAGUAUUUGUCUUAAAAUAACGUAAGAAACGGAUUUUAAAACUGGGAAUGUGAGUACAAAAACAUUGUAAACAUUCUGUUAUUGGGCUAAUGCUUUAGUUCAUUCCACUACGGUUAAAAAUUUGUUCAAGAAAUUUACAUUAGAUUUUUAAUUUAGUUUAAGAUUGACUUUCUACAUCAUGCCUGAUACAAAAUCAGUGAGUGGGUGCAAAAGAUGUAAGAAAGUAACCACAUCUGGCUUAAAGUGUAUUGUCUGUGGUAUUGUAUCUCAUCCAAGUUGUUUGAAUAGUAUUAAAAAUGCGAAAAAAAUCGAUGAAAACUCCUGUAAUUGUUGUGGUGAAAUUAACGAAUCUGCUUGUGCCAUUGCCGAUAUUUCUACUGAUAAUCUUUUAGAAAAAUUAAAACAUUUUGAAGAGUUAGUAAUUAGUAAAAAUCAAACUAUUCAAUAUCAAGAGAUCGCUAUAAAAUCUUUGCAGGACCAAGUAGGCUUACUUCAAAAAAGCCUCUGUUCUGUUUCAAUACAGUAUCCUAAGAAAAUCUCAACAGCAUCUGAUGCCAGAGAGGAUGAUAAUUCGUUGUCAUCUCAUGAGGUAAACAAGGUAUUUACUCCAAUCAAUACACCUAAUCAGACAUCUCUAAUCACUGCUCAAAAUGCUUCUAGAGCAAUUGAAAAUGCUCAAACGUCUAACAUUUUUAAUAAACUGAUACAUAUAAACAGUGAGUCCGCGUCAAGUUCUAAGAGGGUAGUAUCUACAACACAAAGGGCUUCAAGAAACCUUUUCACAGGCAAUAUGAGUGCAUGUAACAACUUGCAGCUGAAGGCAUCUGUUAAACCGAUAAAUCCUGAUAUGAAACUAUUGCACUCUAUUUAUUGGGAUCCUGAUACAGAUACGGAUGAACUUAUGUUGUUUGCCUUAAUAUCUUAUCUAAAGAAAAAAGAAAUAUUGAGUAACUGUACUAAUCUCAGAGGAACAUCGAUAAAAACAGUUGAAGAUUUGAUAGAAGAAGAUAGAAAAGAGAAAAGGAUAUUGCUGGAGAAUCUUAAAAUAGCGCGAAAUGGAAAUAAGAAAGCCUAUAUAGAGGGAUUAAAACUUUUUAUAGGAGAAGUACCAUAUACUGCCAGCGAAUUGAUAAAUCUGGAACCAGAGUUUAAUUUUUCACCCCCUCCUCAGCAAAAAGCUGCCAGUGAACCAUCAACACCUUCUCCUAAAGAAACUGAAGAUCCAGUUUAUGAAGAGAAACGUAUUACUGAGGAAACUAAAUCUCAGACGGAAACUAAGAAAGGAGAAAAGAAUAAAAUCAAGGAGACCAAACCUAUUAGGGAAUUCCGUUUGAGAUCUGACGGGGCUACUAUACACAGCAAAUCGACAAAAACUGCAUCCGAUUUAAUAAAGAAGCCUGUUAAAAAGUACAAUUAUUGA